GGCUUAGAGAGUCCUUUUCUGAACAACACGCUCUGCCAGAGACUUCACUCUGUCCUCCGGCCGUGAAAUACAAAGUCCCAAAAAGAACCUGCAAAGCCUCGUCUUCACUUUUUUCUGAGCACAUCAGAAGAUGGAGAAUCAGAGGGUUGAUCAGUCCUGGGCCAGAGGCACAGGCAGGCCCAGGCAGGGUUCAGGGAACAGUCCCAGCCUGCCUAGCGCUAACGUGAAUGGGAAUGACCCCCACGGGGCCAGGAGAAGACAGAACCGCUCAUCCUAUUCAGAGAGCCAGGGCUUGGAGGGAAACGUCACAGAGGGCUUUGGGCCCAUGCAGGGCACCAGGGGAGAGAUUGUGUGGUUUAACAGCAGCAUGUACGAAGAAGCCGAGGGCUACUUUCAGAACUUUGGCUCGGGGACCAGGGCCCCUCCACUGUCGUCCUCUCCAAGGGACCGGGUCCAUCGGCCCCUGGUGUUUAGAGCUAAGCGGAACCCCAGCCAGCAAAGCCGUGAUGAGGGCAGCCCUCGGCCUCAUAGCCACCAUCGCUCAUCGUCUGAGCCUCAGAGGGGACGGAUGGCGCCCAGGGGAGCAGGCAGGAAGAGGGUGUUCUCAGAGACCGAACGUACCCCUCAGAAAGGACGGGACAAAACCAAAAUGAGUGACCUUCAGUGCCUUGGCCAGGAAAAGAUCUGGUUCGACAAAUCCAGAUAUGAUGAGGCGGAGAGACGCUUCUACGAGGGAAUAAACGGCAUCUCUCAGGCUCCUCAGGAGAGAGAUGCUAGUGCCAUCCUGCAGGACAUUGUUAAAGCCCGCCAGAAAAUCCAGCAGUCCCUAGACGGAGUGAAGGCAGCCCUACAGACAGGAAAAGGGCACUCACGUCCCCAAAAAACCCGCGAGCGCAAGACGAGUCAGAAUGCCAGCAAAACGGAUCAGAGUGAGCUGCUCUCACGCCUGAAGAAUCUGGAGCUGGACAACAAGAACUUGCGUAAAGUGGUGGAUGACCUGAGGGCCAUGCUGUCCAAACUAGAGUCCAGAAUGUCAGUUCUAGAGAAAAGCCAGAGCCAGCCAACUAAACCAGCUUCAGCCCUGCAGGCUGCUCCAGCUCCAAAUCCCAAGGUGGUAGUAAAAGAUGAAGAAGGGGAUGAUGACAUCGACCUGUUUGGCAGUGACAAGGAAGAUGAAGAGGCAGAGCGCAUAAAGGCACAGAGAGUGCAGGAAUAUGCAGCUAGGAAGUCUGCGAAACCCGCCCUCAUCGCAAAGUCCUCCAUUCUGCUUGACGUCAAGCCUUGGGAUGAUGAGACGGACAUGGCCAAGCUGGAGGAAUGCGUACGCUCAGUGCAGGCAGACGGGUUGCUGUGGGGUGCCUCCAAGCUGGUUCCUGUCGGUUACGGCAUCAAGAAGCUGCAAAUUAACUGUGUGGUUGAAGACGACAAAGUCGGAACAGACAUGCUUGAGGAAGAAAUCACCAAAUUUGAGGACUAUGUCCAGAGUGUUGACGUUGCUGCCUUCAAUAAGAUCUGAGCCUAUCCUCAACAAUCAACCCAUCACCUCAGUUACUGCUGUUGUACGGUUACUAAUAAACAGUUAAAAACAAA
Molecule: messenger RNA, 1590 nt
Organism: Pygocentrus nattereri (red-bellied piranha)
Lineage: Eukaryota; Metazoa; Chordata; Actinopteri; Characiformes; Serrasalmidae
Gene: eef1da
Product: eukaryotic translation elongation factor 1 delta a (guanine nucleotide exchange protein)
Exons: 11
Coding region: 131-1516 (461 amino acids)
Biological process (GO): translational elongation
Cellular component (GO): cytosol; eukaryotic translation elongation factor 1 complex
Molecular function (GO): translation elongation factor activity; guanyl-nucleotide exchange factor activity
Source: RefSeq, a predicted model, not a curated record